Molecule: messenger RNA, 2631 nt
Organism: Ylistrum balloti
Lineage: Eukaryota; Metazoa; Mollusca; Bivalvia; Pectinida; Pectinidae
Product: polyubiquitin-C
Exons: 2
Coding region: 102-2159 (685 amino acids)
Biological process (GO): protein ubiquitination; modification-dependent protein catabolic process
Cellular component (GO): nucleus; cytoplasm
Molecular function (GO): protein tag activity; ubiquitin protein ligase binding
Source: RefSeq, a predicted model, not a curated record
UAUAUUGCCAGGGAGCAAACGUCGCAGUAGUAAGUCCGUGAACAACAGCGAUAGAGACCAGAGAAGAAAUAUCAGUAAAUCUAAACACAGAACAAAGAGCCAUGCAGAUCUUUGUGAAAACCCUCACAGGAAAAACCAUUACCCUUGAGGUUGAGCCAUCAGACUCUAUUGAGAAUGUGAAGGCUAAAAUCCAGGACAAAGAAGGAAUUCCCCCAGACCAGCAACGUCUCAUCUUUGCUGGUAAACAACUGGAAGAUGGCCGCACACUUUCCGAUUACAACAUCCAGAAGGAGUCCACACUCCAUCUUGUACUCCGACUGAGGGGAGGUAUGCAGAUCUUUGUGAAAACCCUCACAGGAAAAACCAUUACCCUUGAGGUUGAGCCAUCAGACUCCAUUGAGAAUGUGAAGGCUAAAAUCCAGGACAAAGAGGGAAUUCCCCCAGACCAGCAACGUCUCAUCUUUGCUGGUAAACAACUGGAAGAUGGCCGUACACUUUCCGAUUACAACAUCCAGAAGGAGUCCACACUCCAUCUUGUACUCCGACUGAGGGGAGGUAUGCAGAUCUUUGUGAAAACCCUCACAGGAAAAACCAUUACCCUUGAGGUUGAGCCAUCAGACUCUAUUGAGAAUGUGAAAGCUAAAAUCCAGGACAAAGAAGGAAUUCCCCCAGACCAGCAACGUCUCAUCUUUGCUGGUAAACAACUGGAAGAUGGCCGCACACUUUCCGAUUACAACAUCCAGAAGGAGUCCACACUCCAUCUUGUACUCCGACUGAGGGGAGGUAUGCAGAUCUUUGUGAAAACCCUCACAGGAAAAACCAUUACCCUUGAGGUUGAGCCAUCAGACUCUAUUGAAAAUGUGAAGGCUAAAAUCCAGGACAAAGAAGGAAUUCCCCCAGACCAGCAACGUCUCAUCUUUGCUGGUAAACAGCUGGAAGAUGGCCGUACACUUUCCGAUUACAACAUCCAGAAGGAGUCCACACUCCAUCUUGUACUCCGACUGAGGGGAGGUAUGCAGAUCUUUGUGAAAACCCUCACAGGAAAAACCAUUACCCUUGAGGUUGAGCCAUCAGACUCUAUUGAAAAUGUGAAGGCUAAAAUCCAGGACAAAGAAGGAAUUCCCCCAGACCAGCAACGUCUCAUCUUUGCUGGUAAACAGCUGGAAGAUGGCCGUACACUUUCCGAUUACAACAUCCAGAAGGAGUCCACACUCCAUCUUGUACUCCGACUGAGGGGAGGUAUGCAGAUCUUUGUGAAAACCCUCACAGGAAAAACCAUUACCCUUGAGGUUGAGCCAUCAGACUCUAUUGAGAAUGUGAAGGCUAAAAUCCAGGACAAAGAAGGAAUUCCCCCAGACCAGCAACGUCUCAUCUUUGCUGGUAAACAGCUGGAAGAUGGCCGUACACUUUCCGAUUACAACAUCCAGAAGGAGUCCACACUCCAUCUUGUACUCCGACUGAGGGGAGGUAUGCAGAUCUUUGUGAAAACCCUCACAGGAAAAACCAUUACCCUUGAGGUCGAGCCAUCAGACUCCAUUGAGAAUGUGAAGGCUAAAAUCCAGGACAAAGAAGGAAUUCCCCCAGACCAGCAACGUCUCAUCUUUGCUGGUAAACAGCUGGAAGAUGGCCGUACACUUUCCGAUUACAACAUCCAGAAGGAGUCCACACUCCAUCUUGUACUCCGACUGAGGGGAGGUAUGCAGAUCUUUGUGAAAACCCUCACAGGAAAAACCAUUACCCUUGAGGUCGAGCCAUCAGACUCUAUUGAGAAUGUGAAGGCUAAAAUCCAGGACAAAGAAGGAAUUCCCCCAGACCAGCAACGUCUCAUCUUUGCUGGUAAACAGCUGGAAGAUGGCCGUACACUUUCCGAUUACAACAUCCAGAAGGAGUCCACACUCCAUCUUGUACUCCGAUUGAGGGGAGGUAUGCAGAUCUUUGUGAAAACCCUCACAGGAAAAACCAUUACUCUUGAGGUUGAGCCAUCAGACUCUAUUGAGAAUGUGAAGGCUAAAAUCCAGGACAAAGAGGGAAUUCCCCCAGACCAGCAACGUCUCAUCUUUGCUGGUAAACAACUGGAAGAUGGCCGCACACUUUCCGAUUACAACAUCCAGAAGGAGUCCACACUCCAUCUUGUACUCCGACUGAGGGGAGGACAGUAAAUCUAAAUUGUAUUAGAUUUUAAUUUGACAAUUUUAACUUUAAUCGCAGUAUAAAGUGUUUAGCUAUAUAUCGAUGGCAAUAAUAAGUUAUGUUUGAAAUUUCUGUGAAUCAUUUUUGGACAUAUCCAGCUAGUUUUUGCCAGACUGCAUUAUUCAGAAUGUGAAGGCUAAAAUCCAGGACAAAGAAGGAGUUCAAUUUUAAUUUGACAAUUUUAACUUCGAUCGCAGUAUAAAAUGUUAAACAAUACAUGGAUUGUUGGAACAUUUCUGUGAAUCAUUUCCAGCUAGUUUUGCCAAACCAUGUAGUCAAUUGUGUUCACAUACUAUGCUUAAAUUAAUCCUGUCACUUGACAUAGCUAUUGAUAAUGUUAAUCAGAACAAAUGAUUUUUAUGCUGUGAUACUGGUCUUUGAACCAUCGUCUUUCUACGUUUAAAAUGUUAUAUGUUGUCUUAUUAAAUGCAAUGAAAUGAA